Messenger RNA from Beauveria bassiana ARSEF 2860, 1401 nucleotides. RefSeq names its product MFS multidrug transporter. The transcript is spliced from 3 exons. The record is from RefSeq and is a predicted model, not a curated record. Lineage: Eukaryota; Fungi; Ascomycota; Sordariomycetes; Hypocreales; Cordycipitaceae. Gene Ontology annotation, molecular function: transmembrane transporter activity. Bases 1 to 1401 code for a protein of 466 amino acids. Gene Ontology annotation, biological process: transmembrane transport.
AUGCGCCAAGAGCUCUCGCCAGAAUGGGACACUCAUUACGGCAACCCAUACACAUGGCCGGCGCGCAAGAAAUGGACCGUCGUAUUGACCGCCUCCACCGUCACUUUUAUAGUCGGCCUCAACGCAACAUCCAUCACCACGGCCGCCGACAUCAUUUCCGAUGAAUUCAACCUCGGCAACGACAUUUUUGAAUACAACUUUCUCUCCGUCACGGCUUGGAAUGCCGCAGCCGCCUUUAUUCCCCUGGCCACGCUGCCACUAAUGGACACGUACGGCGUGCGAAGAGUUUAUCUGACUUGUCAUGUGCUGUUUACGAUAUUUCUCAUUCCACAGGCGCUGGCUCACAACUUUGCCACACUGGUCGUUUGCCGCGUCAUUGCCGGCGCCUCGGGCGGCACGCUGCAGAGCGCCGCCGACGCCAUUGCCGCCAACAUGUUUCCGCAUAUCCACGAACGCGCCUUGCCGCUCACCUGCUACGUGUUUUCGCUCAUCUUUGGCGUCACCAUGGGUCCCGUACUGGGCGCCCUGAUUGAGCCUCUUGACUGGCGCUGGGUAUUCUGGAUUGAGCUCAUAUUAAGCGGCGCAUUACUUCCCGCCGUCUUUCUACUUCUCAAAGAAACGCGAGGAUCCGUCCUCUACGCCAAAUACUUCCCCAGCGACUCUAACAGCGACGACGACGAUGACGAGGGGCCGGGAAACGCCAGCAAGGCCCUGCACGACUUUUAUUCUGUCACGACGCGUUCCGCCGUGUUCCUCACCACCGAGCUGCCCAUUGCCCUCUUUACCCUCUGGUCCUCCUUUGCCUUUGGCCUCGUCUUCAUCUUUACGCAGUCGAUCCCCCUCGUCUUCAGCUCCGCCUUUGGCUGGCCGGCGUACCAGGGCGGCCUCGUCCAGAGCGCCGUCGGCAUCGGCCAGAUCCUCGGCUUUGGCGUGUGCAUGAUUCAGCGGCACAUUUACAUUGCGAGCGCCCAUCGCAACGCCGAAAAGCCGGGCGACCCCGUGCCGGAAGCCAUUCUGCAGCUGUCCAUCCCCGCGACGCCCAUUGCCCUCGCGGGGGGGCUGUUCAUGUACGGAUGGAGCAUACACCAGCCGCACUGGAUCGUGACGGCCAUUGGGCUGGCGCUUGUUGGGUUUGCCAGCAUGAUCAUCAUCAACGCUGCCACCAUCUACAUUACAGACGCCUAUUCGGCCUUUGCAGCUAGCGCAAUCGCGGCUGUUGCAUUUGGUGAAAACGCUUUUGCUGCUUUUUUGCCACUGGCCGCCAAGCCCAUGUAUGAGAGAUUGGACUACGACUGGGCUAGCAGUCUGCUUGGCUUUGUCGGCCUCGCUCUUACUCUGGCACCUGUUUUGCUGCUUGUUCACGGCAAAACGAUUCGCAGUAAAAGUAGAUUCAGACGCUAA